Dromiciops gliroides (monito del monte) is the source of this 1347-nucleotide messenger RNA. It is a transcript of the gene CD164L2, whose product is annotated as CD164 molecule like 2. Bases 143 to 709 code for a protein of 188 amino acids. Lineage: Eukaryota; Metazoa; Chordata; Mammalia; Microbiotheria; Microbiotheriidae. The transcript is spliced from 6 exons. The record is from RefSeq and is a predicted model, not a curated record. Gene Ontology annotation, cellular component: cytoplasmic vesicle.
UCCCCAGGCCGGCCCCAGGUUGCCCAGGUAUCCUGGAGCUCCCCCGGUGCCGGCUUAUUCCCCUGCUGCCCAGGUAAGGCAGGGCCGCUCCCGCUAGCCCUCCAGCGCCCAGCACCAGGAGCAGCCUACUCCCGCUGGGCCCAUGGCCGUGCCGGGGCCCCGAACCCUCCGAGCCGCGCUCUGCAGCGGCUGCUGCUGCCUUCUGCUCUGUGCUCAGCUCGCAGCCGCGGGUAAAGGAGGACGAGGCUUGGGCAGAGGGGGCCUACUCCGCCUUAACAUCUGGGGCCCCGCUGUUGUUGCGGAAUGCAAACAGUUGGAAUCCUGCAGGCGCUGCGUGGAGGGGGAACCUGCUCGAAACCUCUCAGGCUGUGUGUGGGAACAUUGUGGGGGUGAGGAGCCAGGACAUGGGCACUGUGUAGGUCGGGAAGAGGAGACCAAGGAAGGCUGCUCUGUCUAUAACCAUACAGCUCUGUGCCCAGCUUGUGUCUCUCCAGCUGCUCCACAGUCACCUACCCAGGAACCAAAGGCAUUCACAGCAGGCAGCCCAACCACCGUCCCGCCUCUGGACUCGCACACACCGGGCUUUGAUGGGGCUAGCUUUGUUGGGGGCAUAGUGCUGGUGCUCGGUCUACAGGCUGUAACCUUCUUCCUCAUCCGUUUCAUCUGGGCCAAGGACAGCACCUAUCAGACGCUAGAAGAGAACCAGUAGGUCCUGGCCCAUGGGAUGGCCUGCCUGGUCCCUCCUAGGGGACCCGUCCCACCCCCUGGUUACUAGAGAGGGGGCAAUGUUUGCAGUUUGCUUUGUUUUAGGUGUUGAAGGGAAGUGUGGUCCCACUUCCUUGUCCUGAACCCCUGUCCUGGGGAGGGAGGGGGACAAUCCUUCCCAGCCACCCCCUCCAAAAACUGGGGAAAGGUUGGAGAUGGGAGAGGCCAGGCCCUUCUCCUGUAGCCCCCAACUGUGUACUCCCCAUGCCUGCCCCUAGGCUUCAGUGGGGAGGGGUGGAUCUCAGUGUGUGGUGCUGUGUGCUGUGGUAUGAAGCCAGGCCCGAGGGGCUGCCUGGCAUUGGAGGCAUGGGGCAAGGCCUGCUUUUGAAGUCCUAUACCCAGAGCCUGUAUUAUAACCUGCCAGCUUGCUGUCUUGGGUCGCCACCUCUUUGUCAAGGGGGUUAGGAACUGCUGGGGCUCCAGGGUGGCCAUUGGCCUUCUCAGGCUGAACUUUUAUAAGAAUCUUCACCCCACACCUCCCACCUCCCAGCAGGCUCAGGGUAAGGGUGAGGGUGGUCUACUGAGCCAAGAGAAACUGUCCCUCUCCUCCACCCCCCAAUUGAAUAUUUUCUUCAUCCCAUG